AUGAAAAAUAUCUCUCAUGUAAAACCCUCAGUUUCAAUCCUUUCCAAACGCAAAUCUCUCCAGGUUGAUUCUUUAAGGUUGGAUAAUUUUAUGUCGACAGGUGCUGUUACUAAACGUCAAAAAUUUGAUAGAUCGGGCAAUACUGGUAAUGCUUUCAGGCAAGAUGAUGAUUCGGAUAAUUAUUCUACAACAGCAUCUGAACUAACAGAAGAUGAAAACGGAAAGGAAGAUUACAUAGAUAGUGAUGAUGAGCAAAAUGUUUCAUGGAUUGAUAAAUAUGCACCAAAAAGUACUAAAGAAGUAGCCAUCAGACCCAUAAAGGCAAAGGAAAUGAGGUCUGCUAUUGAAGAAAUCGUUUCACCUAAUUCCAGCACUAGAAUUUUAUUAUUAACCGGUCCUGCUGGUACAUCAAAAACAACCAUUUUGAAGACUACAUUUACGGAGGUUUAUAACUAUUCUUUUAAUGCAUUUAACUCUGUUAAACAUACUGGCAUGGAAAGUAAGCCAGAGGUCAUCGAAUGGUCAAAUCAAAAUACUUAUAUCCCUCGUUCAGCAGUAAACCUUUUUCGCGAAUUUUUAACGGGAGUGAAAUAUGUUGGCAGUAAUAAGGAUACUUUAAUUAUUGUCAAGGAUCUUCCGAAUCUAACAAAUAUAUCAAUCAGAGAAGAGUUUAACAAAGUUUUACUUGAAUGGCUCCAUGACUCGAUAGAUUAUAAUAAUGAAGAUACCCCUAACCAUAAGCCUCCUUGUUUGGCAAUUGUUAUUACAGAAGUCGAAAUCCCCAGCGAGGCUGAUUCAGGUAGUAGAAACUUUGUUUCUAGUUAUAUGAAUCCUGCUUCUUUGAUUGCAGAACAAAUAUUUAAAAAGGAAGUGCUGUUGAAUCCUCACCUUAAACGAAUAAAAUUUAAUAAAGUAAUCAAAACACAGUUAAAAAAGUUGCUGACAAAAAUUGAGAAAUGUGAGCCAAAAGUUUUUUCAAAAGUGGUUUGCAACGGGGGAGAUGUUGACCAAAGCAUUGAUUAUUUUUCGACAUUUGGCGAUGUACGAGCUAGCAUUGCCAAUUUUGAAUUUUGGGCCAAAAGCUUUAGUUCGUUAAACAAUAAGAAGAAUCAGUCCAAUUCAAAAGAUACUCUUAAGCAAAUGCGGCGAGAUGUACAUUUGGAAACUUUUCACGCUGUGGGGAAAGUUAUAUAUCGGUCUAUGAAUAACCGAUUGGGAGAGCCAGUGGAAGAUAACGACAUUGUUGUUGACGAUAUUGUUGCUGAUUGGGGUGCCAAUGGUUUAGGAGAUUAUCAAAUGAUGGAGAAUCUUUUGUUUGAAAAUAUGUUACCUUUAAAUAAUCAGAUUUUAGGAAUCGAUAAGGCUCUUGAAAGUGCAGAAGCUAUGUCAAGCUGUAAUAUAAUGACAUCUCAUCCUAUUAAAUAUGCCAGUGCUAACAGAGUAAUAGCUGAGAUUGCCUCUCAAGUCGAAGUUCGAAGUCUUCGCUAUGCCUUAUUAGAAGCUCUAUCAAAGUCAAAGGGAAGUGUUUAUCGAAGGUUUACUAAAAUGAAGGGAUCAGUUUUAUAUCAAAAGAAAAAGGAAGCCAGUGCUCAGAAUCUCAUUCAAAGAUUGGAAACGAUGCAGAUUGACUGUGCUCAACAAAAUGGAAUAAUGAUUGGGCUGGAACCAUUGGUGACAUAUCAAAAGUUUUACAGAGAUGUGAUAAAAAACAAUAAACAUGUUCCUUCAGAAGUUUUUGAAUCAAUGCUGCCGGACAGCGACGACGACAUGUUUAGUGAAGAGGAUGAGAAAGAAGAGAAAAUUUCAGCUUCUGUAGCCACAGCUCAAGAUACAGUAUUGGAUGAUUUCCCACGUGUUCCCCCGUCUCUUGUAACUGAAAUUAAACAGCAAAGUCUUGAUCUUGAUGGUUUUGAUGAUGAUUUUGACGAUGAUUUUGAUGACGAAACAGUUCAAUUUUUACAUAAACAUUUGACACAAACCAUGGCUUCUCCAGCUACAAAUUAA
Messenger RNA from Magnusiomyces paraingens, 2004 nucleotides. RefSeq lists its product as uncharacterized. The transcript has a single exon. The record is from RefSeq and is a predicted model, not a curated record. Bases 1 to 2004 code for a protein of 667 amino acids. Gene Ontology annotation, molecular function: chromatin binding. Gene Ontology annotation, biological process: mitotic DNA replication checkpoint signaling; DNA damage checkpoint signaling; DNA repair. Lineage: Eukaryota; Fungi; Ascomycota; Dipodascomycetes; Dipodascales; Dipodascaceae.